Messenger RNA from Parnassius apollo (apollo), 225 nucleotides. The record is from the annotation of a GenBank genome assembly. NCBI's taxonomy places the organism in Eukaryota, Metazoa, Arthropoda, Insecta, Lepidoptera, Papilionidae.
AUGAGUAAUGUUACCAACCAAAAUGGAACAGGUCUAGAGCAGCAGCUUGCUGGUCUGGACUUGCAGCCUCAGGCUUCUAAGAGUACUGGCCGUUACAUCCCUCCGCAUCUGCGCAGGCAGUUGCAGGCCAACACUUCUCAAGGCUUUAUAUUACAUACUGAAAAAUGGAAAUUGGCAAAUACAAUUAUAAGAGAAAUGGUGCUGCCAUGCCUUAUAGAGCUGUGA